This is a messenger RNA of Limanda limanda (common dab), 5875 nucleotides long. RefSeq names its product bromodomain adjacent to zinc finger domain, 1A (gene baz1a). NCBI's taxonomy places the organism in Eukaryota, Metazoa, Chordata, Actinopteri, Pleuronectiformes, Pleuronectidae. Gene Ontology annotation, molecular function: protein binding. Bases 109 to 4548 code for a protein of 1479 amino acids. The record is from RefSeq and is a predicted model, not a curated record. Gene Ontology annotation, biological process: chromatin remodeling. The transcript has 30 exons.
GCGGCCGGUGCUGAGGCUCAGUUCCCGGGAUCACUUCUUCACUUUGAGUCGGUCCUCUCCGGUGCCCCGGUCCUCUGCUCGAGAGCGGCCGGUCCAAGCGGAGUCGAGAUGCCGCUGCUCCACAGGAAAGCCUUCGUCCGACAGAGACCCCCCGCGGACCUGCGGCCGGAGGAGGAGGUGUUCCUCUGCAAGAUCACACACGAAGUCUUCCGGAGCUACGAUGACUUCUUCGAGAGGACCAUCCUGUGUAACUCUCUGGUGUGGAGCUGUGCUCUGACGGGGCGAGCGAGCCUCACGUACCUGGAGGCGGUGGAGAGCGAGCGGCGAGCGAAGCUGAGCCUGCAGAGCUUCCCUCAGUGUCUGGUGCUGCCGCUGCUCCACCUGGCGGCGCUGAGCCGACACGGCCGGCUGACGGAGCUCUGCGAGGACGUCUACAGCUUCGCCAAAGACCGCUUCUUCCCGGGAGAGACGGUGGACGUGGCCGGACGCAACGGGGCCAGACAUGCGUGUGAGAUCCUGCAGGUUCAUUCUCCUCACUCCAGUGCCGAUGGCGCACCGACCACUAACGGCCACAAGGAGCCUGAUGACGCCAUCGUCAUCAGCGACAGCGACGAGGACAGAAACGUCUUCCAGAGUCCCUCAGCUCAGGUCAACGGCAGGAAGAGGAAGAAGCCUCUGAGUCCGUCGGCGUUCAGGUACACGGUGAGGAUGAUGAAGGACGAGCACAGCGAGCCGUUCACCGUCAAGGUCAAUCAGAUCAGUCGCAGGAAGACGAGUCUGUCCAAAGAGAGACUGAAGCUGCUCCUCAAGCAACACUGUGUCCCUCACAACGGGACCAUCGCUCUCAAGCCCUCCACAGUGAUGAAGUUCCAGCUGUCGGAACAAACCUUCUCUCAGUUCUUCCCUGACGAGCCCCCCCGGUUCCCCUUCAGCCCCCCCUCUAAAGGUGGAGGGCGUGGUCAGAUGAGUCCGGCUCUGGGGAAGGUGACCGAGGAGAAGCUGAAGCUGCUGCAGCAGAGGAAGGAGAUGGCUGCCACGGCCACAGACAGAGCUCGACUGAAGAAGGAGAAGGAGGAGGUGCAGGAGGCCAAGAGGAGGGAGAAGGAGGACAAGGAGAAGAUGAAGGAGGAGCAGAGGAAGAGGUUUGAGGAGGAGAAGCAGAGGAGGAGGGAGGAGAAUGAGCAUAGAAAGCAGGAGAAGGAGAAGGAACGAGAGAAGCUGAAAGAGGAGAAGAAGAAAUACGCUGAGCGACUGAAGAUUUGGAACAAACCCAGAGAAGACCUGGAGUGUGAAGACCUGAAGGAGCUUCCAAGUCCGGAUCCAGUGAGAACCCGUCUCCCCUCGGUCCUCUUUGGAGAAGCUCUGAUGAUCCUGGAGUUCCUGCGAGCCUUCGGGGAAGUCUUUGACCUGAAGGACGAGUUCCCCGAUGGAAUCUCUCUAGAGGUUCUGGAGGAGGCUCUGGUGGGUUCUGACCCUGAAGGUCCUCUGUGUGAGCUGCUGUUCUUCUUCCUGUCGGCCAUCUUCCAGGCUCUGGACGAGGAGCAGGAGGAGGUGACCAAGGACCAGGCUGAAGAUCUGUCGGAGGCCCUGGACGAUGACUCUGACCCGACUCAGUCAGUGAUGAGCGCCGUGGCCUCCUUGGCGGGGGCGUGGCCUCAGCUUCACCACGGCUGCAGCCUGAAGCAGCUCGACCUGGACAGCUGCACGCUGUCGGAGAUCCUGCGGCUGCACAUCCUGGCGUCCGGCGCCGACUGUAACCACGUCAACGCUAAGCUGCGCUACCAGAAGCAGGGCGGCUUCACGCUGAUGGACGACCCGUGUGUCGAGCUGCGAUUGGCUGAGCCGACGCUGCUGAAGCGUCUGUCCUGCACCGCCGUGUACGACCUGACUCCAGGGGAGAAGCUGAGGAUCCUUCAGGCUCUGGUGGGGAAGCUGCUGACGUUGGCGUCCAGCAGAGAUGUGAUUGAAGACUGUGUGGAGGAUCAGAGAGGAGCUCGACAGGAACUGAGAGAAAUCCGAGCUGAGCAGCACCGCAGAGAGAGAGAGGAGGCUGCACACAGGGUUCGUCUUCGUAAAGAGGAGAAGCUGAGGGAGCAGGAGCAGAGGCUGAAGGAGAAGGAGGAGAAGCUGAGGGAGCAGGAGCUGAAGGGAGGACCACAGACCAGCAGUGAGAAGCAACACACUGAGGAUGACGAGGAGCAAAAGCCUUCAUCCAACAAGAAGACAAAAGCUAAAGACGACCAGAGAGAAAGACACCAGAUGACCUCUGACCCCAAACCCCCGGCCUGCCCCCCCACCAGCCUGGCAGCAGAGGAGCUGGAGAAGGAGCAGGAGAAGGUUCGAGAGCUGCAGGGGCGGAUCCUGAAGGCGGCCGCCCGCACCUGCCUGCCGCCGCUGGGCCGAGACCGGCUCUACCGCCGCUACUGGCUGGUCCCCUCGGCCGCGGCUCUGUUCGUGGAGGACGACGCCUUCGGCCUGACGGAGGACAUGCUGCAGCCGCAGCCCAAACCGGAGAUGGAGGAGGACACCACCAAGAUGGAGGAGGACACCACCAAGAUGGAGGAGGACGUCACAGAAGAACCAGCCGAGGGACGCACCGGCUCAAGCCCCGCCCCCGGCCACACCUGCAGCCCGCCAAUCAACCGUCCCAUCGAGUGGUCGUUCUACAGCUCGGUGGAGGAGGUGGAUCAGCUGAUCGACGCCCUGAACCCCCGAGGUCACAGGGAGGGCGGCCUGAAGGAGGCGCUGCUGCAGGAGAGAGAGAGACUGCACCAGCUGCUGCAGAGCUGUGACCGGAGCAAAUACACACACACAGAUGACCCUGAGUCGUCCACAUCUGUCCCAGAAUGCACUGCUGCAGCGGAGACUCUGAUGGAGGCUCGGCUGAGGGACCUGCUGCUGGACAUCGAGGACCGGAUCCACCAGGGGACUCUGGGAACUCUGAAGGUGAUGGACAGACGGGCGUGGCGCUCGGCGUUGGAAGCAGGAAACUAUGACCUGCUCUGUGCUGACAGCAGAGAGAACAAUGGAGUGACGGAGCGGGUGGAGGUCAUGGAGGUCAACCAGCAGAGAGGCAGAGACAGGCUGCAGGAGCUGAAGUCGGACGGCGUGGCGGCGGCGUGUGGGACCAGCGGCAGCGGGACCCCUCAGGUCGUCAGCAGCUCCAUCCGGAUCCUGGCUGCGGCUCUGGUUCACGUUGAGCAAGGCAUCGAGAGACGCUUCAUCAAAUCUCCUCUGGGUGAGGAGGACUCAAAGAAAGACCAGAAGAUGAAGAAGAACAAGAAGAAAGACGAGGAUCAGGCCAGUGAGGACGGCAGUGACAGUGGGCGGGUGGUGAAGACGGUGUUGGAGCGCUGGAGGGAGUCUCUUCAGUCCUGCUCCAGUUUGUCUCAGGUGUUCGUCCACCUGUCCAGUCUGGAGAGGAGUGUCCUCUGGUCUCGCUCCGUCCUCAACGCUCGCUGUCGCAUCUGCAGACGCAAAGGAGACGCGGACAACAUGCUGCUGUGUGACGGCUGCGACCGAGGUCACCACACCCACUGCCUGAGGCCCCGCCUCAAGACGGUUCCCGAGGGCGACUGGUUCUGUCCCGACUGUCGACCCAAACAGAGAUCCAGCCGGGUCCCGUCCCGCCAGCGCUCCUCCGUGGACGAGGAGGAGGAGGUCGAGGAGGAGGAGGAGGAGCAAGAGACUGAGGAGGAAGAGGAGGAGUCAGAAGAGGAGGAGGAGUCGGAGGAUGAGACGGAGGAGUCAGCGGAUGAAGAAGUUGUAGUGAGCAGCACCAAGAGGAGUCAGGCCCCGCCCCCUAAAGGCCGGAACCAACAGGCCACACCCAAAGGACAACAGACCACACCCAAAGGACAACAGACCACGCCCAGAAGCAGCACCAUCUCAGCAGGGAAACACUCCUCCGCCUCCAGGUCCUCGGGCAAAAAGGCCACACCCCCUAUAUCCAAACCCAACGUGGCGUCCGGCAGCAAAGCCCCCCCUCGCUCCGGGAGCCGGAUCAGCGCCCGUCUGAGCCAAGAGAUCCUGGCGCCAAACGGCAACGCAAAACCUUCACCGGGUCCGAGCGAGCGCCGCAGGAAGCCGACAGACACUGCCCCCCCGAAGCCCUCCAGACCCGUCCUGACUCCUCCCUCCAGCGCCCCCCCCUCCUCCUCCAGCCGCCGCUCCUCCGGGAGGAACCACGGCGUCCACGAGCUGUCGGCCUGCGAGCUGCUGACGGUGGAUCUGGUGAGACACGAAGACAGCUGGCCCUUCAAGAAGCUGGUGUCCAGGACCCAGGUACCUGACUACUAUGACAUCAUCAAGAAGCCGAUCGCCCUCAGCAUCAUCAGAGAGAGAGUCAACAACUGUGAAUAUCAGGCAGCAGGUGACUUCAUCUCCGACGUGGAGCUGAUGUUCUCCAACUGUCUCCAGUACAACCCGCGCCACACCAACGAGGCCAAGGCCGGCACCCGCCUGCAGCAGUUCUUCCACUCGGAGCUCGGCCGGCUCGGUCUGACUGAGCAAGGCUCCGCCCCGCCCGCCAAGCGGUCCCGACACUGAACCAAGCGCUCCCUCUGACCUCACCGCCGUACUCGUUCUGAUUGGUCCAUGGAGGGGGGCGGGAUUUAGAAGCUGCAGGUGUUUCCAUCCUGACGUACUAACAAGGCGUUGAUAUUAUUGUUGACAUAAUCGCACCUUCGUGACCUCUGACCCCAGAGCACCCGCAGGCCACAGUGUCUGGAAGGAGUCUGAAGGGGUCAGAGGUCACGAAGUUCCACAUUUAAAAGGAACCAAACAUUAAAUUAAUGUUACAACCACAAGCUUGUGUCGAUUCAAGCUCACCUGAGAGGGGCGUGUUCUGUAAGCUCCGCCCUCUCGCCGCUUGAUAAACUUGUAGAUUUCCUCCGACCUGCUGGCGUCUGUGAGGACGGACGAGGACGAGCAGGGACAUUCCUGUGGUGCUGUAGGACCGUAGAGAGAGAGAGAGAGAGAGAGAGAGUAGAGUCCCAGAAAAGCAAAAACCACUUAAUGAACGUAAGCUUUGCACUGACAGUGAAACGCUUCAGGAUAUUUGUGUUGCUCAGGGACAAAGUGUUUGAUGUGAGGAUUAUUUUGUGAUAGUUCAGAAGUUUCCACGCCGCGGCGGCGGCUUCAGGCUCGUUAGAGACGUCCACGUGUCUCUGGAUCCAGGGAGACGCUUGUUUGAUGUGGUUCAUCAACUGUGACGCUUUCAUUUUAAAAUCCAAUCACAUGAUGUCUGAAAAAAGUUCAAUAUUUCCAAGAUUGUAAAAUCUUCAGUGACGUCAACAAAGCAUGUAAACGACUGCAGGUGUUUCAAAAUGGCCGACACUGACGUAAAUUAACCUUUAUAGAUUAAAAUCUUUACAUUUUGACGCUUUCAUGACGAGCGAUUUGAAUUCAGACAGAAUUUAUAUUUAAGAAACCGUAAAACUCGAAAAUCCAUUUCACUUUGUUUAAUUUCAUCUUGAUUUUGACUGAAAUCCUUUAUUUUGAAGGUUUGGGUCGAACCAGUCGUCUUAUUGGAGGAAAUUAAAAUUGGAUUUUAAAAGCUUCAGUCACAGUUUGAUGCCGAUGAUCUUUGACCUUUGACCUGAGUCGCCGUGGCCUCUGUGGAUUUGUUGUUUUUGUAUUUUGAAUUUAGUCGUUUCUUUGGCUGCAUUUCUUUAGUUUAUUUCCUUCCUGUUGUGUCUGGAGGUGGGGGGGGUCAGUCUGUAAAACUACACUGGAGCCCCUGCAGCGCCCCCUACCUCUGUAUUUAUUUAGUCUCUGCGUUGUCUUUAUUUAUGACUGAUCGAUGCUCAGCCUCCGGAUGAUCUCUCACCUGUUUGAUGUUCUAAUGUAAAAAUAAAUGGACUUUUUAUAACCA